GCUUUUCUUCUUUUGCCCGCUGAUUCGCUUCUGGCUCUCACUGUCUCCUUCUGGACCCCACAGGAGGCGAACCAGUGGCGCGAGAGACUCUGAAAUCCGCCCUGGUUCAAUGCUCUCCGUCCGGUCUCCCUGCACAGGUUUUCGCAGCUCGACCGCGGGCAACAGCAAAGCCGACUCUUUCCCUUCUUCCGAUUUCGUUUUCUGUGUGUCUUCCGUUCUCCCCUUGUCUCCUUGUUCUCUGCAGCGUCUCCAUUCGGCUCAGGGUCUCUCCUCGCCGUUCGCGUCCCGCCCUCUGUCUUCCCUUCGUCACCCGUGCCUUGCCCCUUGGCCCUGUCCUAUUCUCGUCGUUGGAAGAAAGAACGUUUUAUCUUCAUAAGAAACGAGAGACCAUGAGGGGUGCAUGCAGAAGGAAGGCUUUUUCUGGGCCUCGAGCACCUUCCGCUUCGUCCUUCUCUUCCUUCUCUUCCUCACUCUUCCCUUCCUUCUCGGCUUGCUCAUUCUCACCUGUCCUUCGCCGGUCUUCUGCCUCCUUCAUCGCUUCGCUUCCAGUGUCUCCUCAUCGUUCGCUGACAGGACGUUCUUCUGUAUACUCGUUUUCAGUGUCUCGACGCUCCUCGGCUCCCCUCUUUCCGGACUCUCUACCCUCUGCGCUCACGCCGCGUUCCCCGGCUUCUCUCCCUCCUUCUUCCCCUGUGAGGUCCUCGCCUGGCGUUUCCUUUCAGCCUCCUGCAGCCACAGAGGUGCCUCGACUUCCUUCCCCCCACUCUUCUUCUUCUUCUCGCUCUCUUUCUUCUCGCGUGCGAACCCAGGAGUCUUUUCGCGACCUUCUGAGUCGUCUGGAAGCCGAAGGGGCGCGAGAGACGGAGGAGGAAAGGACAACCAGCCCCCCAGCGGGGAGACAUCCAGCGUCCGGCCAAGUGUCUCCUCGCAGUUCGCCAGGCUCCUCUUUCGAAGCUCCUGGGUCGUCGGACUCUGCAGCUCCUUUGACGCAGAGAGAGCUUCUUUGGAAGCUUCUUCAGUCUUUUUCGGCGUACUAUGACCGCCAUUUCAUCUACCCCGGCUGCUCCCCCUCUUCGUCCGUCCACCAGACUUCUUCUUCCUCUUCUUCCUCUUCUUUUGCUUCUUCUUCUGCUUCUUCUUCUUCUUCGGAGUCUUCAACUUGUCCUCGGCCUUCAGGUACGAGUGAAGCCGAGCCUCCUGGCGGCGGGUCUGCCUCUCCGCGCCCUGUUUCUUUUGCAGAGGCGUUUGCGUCUGUGUCGGUCGCUUUAGGCCUUUUGGGGUUUCAAGUGCUGCUGGCCGUUUCGAGUAUCUGGGCGUCUGAUAUUCUGCCGGCGUCGUCGAAGAACGAGGAGGAGGCGCGCGAGGCCGCGGAAACUCUCGUGCGCUUCCGGCUGUUCUUCUCGUCUGCAGCCAACCAGGUAUCCUUCUUCUCUCUCUUUUCGUCUGACAGACUCGGCGCGGUCGGUCUGCCUUCCGACUCGCCUCCGGUUUCUCUCUCCUCUCUUUGCGGCGACGUCUGGCGCCUCGUCGCCCCUGCCCUCUUCCCCGCAGAUGUGACGCCUGCGGCAUCUGUGGUGAAAGUGACUUGUCUCCUUCUUUCGACCGCUCUGUUGCAGCGCGCGGUCGGCGCCAAAGCCACGCUUGCGGGGCUUGGCCUCUCUGCCGCAGCUUCUUCGUUUGUGUCUCUUCUCGCUUACCACUGUUUCAGUGACGGUUCUCUCCAUGUCUCGGGGACGAAUGGGCCGCUGUUCUUCACUUCGGCGCUGCUGGUGGCUCUGCCGGGGCUCCGCGGCGGUCCCGUCUCGGUGGAGCCCGGCGCCGCAUCUGUGGAUCCCAAGGGCCCGGGCGUCUCCACCCCACACGGAGGCGGGGCCGCGCGACAAGGAGACACUGGAGACGGAAAGGGCAAGCGACCUGUGGGAAGAGACAAGAAGAUCUUGAGUGUUCUGCCCAGAGUCCCCAUUGCAGCAACGGCGCUCGCAGUGCCUGUGUUCUUCGAGCUCGCCCUGAAAGCUCCAGCCGCACUUUCGACUGUCCUCCUCCACAGCGCUGCAGACGGAGGAGACAGACAAGGAAAGAGUGGAGAGGAGAAGACAGAGAAACGAACGGAAAGCGGGACAGAACCCCACAGAGAAGACGAGACGAGCACCGCGGGGGGCGGAGCCGAGAAAAACCAAAGUGACGCUUCUGGGGAGGGCCGACGGGCCGCGGGACAGACGGAGACACAGGAGACACGGUGUCGGCGAGAUGAAGCUGUGAAGGUGACAGUCAUUGCCAGUCCUCCGGAUACGGAGACAUCCGUGGGUGGUGCUCGUCUGUCGAGCCCUUUGCCUCCGGACUCGCUGUCUCCUGCUGGCUCUUCCAUCCCGCCCCAGUUGAGUAUUGGAGAUCUCCAAAGAAAAGUCUUGUUUGAGGCAGCCUUGGCAUCCGGAGUUGCUGCCGCCCUCGAGCGACAGAAAGAGCGAGGAGAAACUGUCUCCAGAGAUCUCCGCCGAUUACGCAUCGAAGCCGAGGCGGCUGCGGAAGAAUGGGAACGGCAGUGGACGGCCCUGGAGUUCCGGGACUUGCGGGUCCUCGGCGAUUUGUUUGUGUUUCUCCUCACUGUCUUUGGAGUUCGAUGUGGUCGGGCUUUCUCGCGUUAGUGCUGCUUUUUUUUAGGUUGGUAAUUCGUUUUUCUCUGAGCAUCCGGGGCGAAGGCGACGCGACUCACACGGACGAGCGUCGCUGAUGAAAAUUAGGAGCAGGAAGACUGGUUCUCGAAGGACUGUUCGGGGUUUCUGAGGACACAGAAGAAACAGCAGAACCUUGUAAUAUAUUUCUGUCCUUGUGGAUUUGGAUGUGUGCAUUGCCGCUUCCUUCUCGUGUGGCCUGUGCCUAGAUUCCCCUUGAAACUCGAGCUUGCUGACAACGGUUUCUCCGGGUUUCGGCUAUCUUCCGUCACUCCUCUUCAUUUGCUUCGCUCGGCGCCUGAAAGCUACAAGCGAGAAAAGUUUCACAUGCGCAGGUGGACCAACGAUCCCUGUACGGGUGGUAUCUACGUAACUCCUCAGUUGAGUUUAAUUCCAGUUUUUAACUCAUUUGUCUUCUUUGUGUGUGGCGCGCUGUCGUGUGCCGGGUUCGAGAGUUGACGUGACUCAGCACAAGAAGCCGUGGAGCCGGUAAAGAAAGGCUUUCAAGAUCUGAAAGCAGUCGUCGAACUCGUAGUGCCUACUCGCCAGAAAAGCUUGUAAAUACUGCCUCAGAUGGUUACUCCCAAAACGGUGGUGCUGAUCAUCCUAGCAUCUGACGAGUCGUUUUCUUUCGCAUUCGCUCUUGUUUGUUGCCGCAAGUUUCUGGCCAACCUACAGUUGCAGUCGAGGUGUAGAAAACUCUCUUCAACCCACGGCAUUCUGUUUGGCUCUGCUUCUUCCUUUUGCGGCUUUCGGACUUCGCGUCGCCAUAUCCCCUCUGGACGGAAACUUGCUGGGAUCAA
Toxoplasma gondii ME49 is the source of this 3472-nucleotide messenger RNA. RefSeq lists its product as hypothetical. The record is from RefSeq and is a predicted model, not a curated record. NCBI's taxonomy places the organism in Eukaryota, Apicomplexa, Conoidasida, Eucoccidiorida, Sarcocystidae. The coding region runs from base 390 to 2642 and encodes 750 amino acids. The transcript has 3 exons.